CGCUCAGACUGAGCCCCACCCAGAGAGGGACCUAUUGAGCUGCUGGAAACACAAAAAUAAGGAAUAAGAAACACCUUUUUGUUCAGCUGCAGGGAUUCACUUUGCUACAGGUUGUGGCUGUCCUGCCUACUCUCUCUCUCUCUCUCCCUGUCUCCCCUCUUGUGCUGGGGCACUGGCUGAUAAACAGAAGACAUUUCACAGGUCAAUGAGGUGGAACGUUUGAAAAACAUCAUCUUCCUGCGUUUAUGCUCUGGGAUUUGAUCAGGAUCUGGACAGUUUUUUGGAUCACCAAACUGUGGGAAUUGGUGAACACAGCAGCAGCUGUAGCUCAGCACUUACCCCCCUGGGGUGGCCUCAGGUUCUAGAACCACAUUGGAGACAAGCGCCUGGGACGUGUGCCGGUUGAGUGAAGCCCUCCUUAGUGUGUGAAAGUAUUGCAGACCUAGUCUUAACAGAAACGUGCUUGAUGUGAUGCUAGUAGGCCUGUAGAACUGGGUCCUUGUGUGGUGCUUGGCAUGAGACGACUUGCCAGUCUGCAUGUUGGCACGUACACUGCGCCAAAGACAAGAAUUGGGAAAGAGCAGGUAGACUGGUAUCUACAGGUAAAAUGAAGAUUCCUUUGCUGUUAGUGGUAUUUACAUUACUACUGCUGCUUGAGUCUCCAGUCUCCGCACGGAAAACCAAAAGACAAAGUGAUUUUUGGGACAACUGGGGCAUAUGGGGGGAGUGCAGCCGUUCAUGUGGUGGGGGCGUGAGUUUCAGAGAGAGGCAGUGCUACUCUCGCAGGGCAGAUGGGGGAUCAAAUUGUAUUGGACCAACCAGAAACUACCGUUCUUGCAAUGUGCAGGAUUGUCCAGAAGGUUCUCGAGACUUCCGGGCACUGCAGUGUUCUGAAUAUGAUGGAAUGGAAUUCCAAGGGAAGAGACACAAGUGGCUUCCAUAUUAUGGAGCAUCCAAUAAAUGUGAGCUGAACUGUAUACCCAAGGGAGAGAAUUUUUACUACAGACACAAAAUGGCUGUCCUGGAUGGAACACCCUGUGAGCCGGGCCGAAGAGACAUCUGUGUGGAGGGGGUUUGCAAGUCUGUUGGCUGUGACAACGUUCUGGACUCAUCUAAAAGGGAGGAUAAAUGCCUGGUGUGUGGAGGAGAUGGAACCUCUUGUUAUGAUGUCAAAGGGGUGUAUGACACCCCUACUUUGUCCAAAGGUUACAGUCAACUUUUUACCAUUCCAAAGGGGGCCACCAACAUUCAAAUUAAGGAAGUUGGCGCCACAAGAAACUUCUUAGCUGUAAAAAAUGCUCGUGGGGAGUACUAUCUGAAUGGAUAUUGGACCAUUGAAUACAGCCGAGCAAUGCAUGUGGCCAGCACUGUACUCCAUUACUACAGAGGUUCCGAGGGAGAUCAAGCACCUGAGGUUUUGACUGCAAGGGGUCCAACCACUGAGCCUCUGGUUAUUGAACUAAUUGGACAAGAAACAAACCAAGGGGUACAGUAUGAGUAUUACCUACCCAACCAAGGGGAGACCGAGGAUUAUCAGUGGAGCUAUGGCUCUUGGAGUGAAUGCAGUGCGGAGUGUGGAGGAGGCUACCAGUCCAGAUUAGUGUUCUGCACAAUAGAUAAUGAGGCAUAUCCAGAUGUCAUGUGUAGAGACCUUCGCGCUCCACCAAGUAAUAGAACCUGCAGCAUGCAACCCUGCCCACAAAUGAAACGGAUGUCUUAUGUAUAUCAGCCAGCACUGUGGAGCCGAAUAGUGAAUACAAAAAUGACCAGCUGGAAAAUAAGUGAGUGGAGCCAGUGUUCAGCUUCGUGUGGCGGAGGAGCCCAGACCCGCUCAGUUUACUGCGUUUCCUACGAAGGGAGAUCUUCCCAGCAGGUGGUGAGUGACGCAGAGUGUGCGGCGUUUACCGAGAAACCCCCAACUCAGCAGGCCUGCAACAUCCGGGCGUGUGCUACAUGGAAUGUGGGGCCGUGGACGGAGUGUUCUUCCGAGUGUGGGGAAGGCAUUCAGAAGCGCUCAGUCACGUGUAGGACCGAUACCGGAGUUGUUGUUCAAGAUCUCAUGUGUAUGACGCAGGUCAAGCCAACCGAUAGCCAACUGUGCAAUGGAGAAAACUGCGUUCAGGAGAUUGGGUGGCACAUCGGAGAAUGGGGUCUGUGUUCUAAGAGCUGCAACCAUGGCAUCCGCAAACGUCAAGUGAUCUGCGCCGACAACGACCGGAACUUCUAUGAGCCAGAGACUUGUAAAUCAUAUGAACCCGAGAUGCCAACCCUCAUCGAGAACUGCAAUAUGCAGCCCUGCUACCUACCGCAACAGGUACCCAGUAUGCAGGACACCUGGGGAUAUGAUAAUUCAGACCAAUUCUCUCUGACUCGCUACAAUCAGGAGGCCCCGAAACCGCAAAAGCCUGUUCCGGAACAACCCAGUAGAGAUAAUGGCCCACGGGACUGUAGGCAAAGUGAAUUCGGCUGCUGUUCUGACGGGUAUAUCCCGGCUUCUGGUCCUGGUGGACAGGGUUGCCCAGUAUUGACUUGUCGGCAGACCAGGUAUGGGUGUUGCCCUGACGGUUUAAUGGAAGCGAAAGGCCCAGACUAUGAGGGAUGCAAUCAGAAUAAUGGUGGUGGGAAUCCUGGGAGGAACGAGAGAGCUGAUCCUGCUCCUCCUCCAGCACCUUCUGACGAAUGCAGACUUUCUCAGUAUGGAUGCUGUUUUGACAACAAGCUCCAAGCCUCUGGCCCAAUGGGCGAAGGGUGUCCAAAUAAACCCUCUCACUCAUAUCCACCAAUGUGUAUGUUACCAAGUGCUAUGGGUACCUGCUCGGAUUGGACAACUCGCUGGUAUUUUGUGCCUGAUGUUGGAAAAUGCAACCGCUUUUGGUUUGGUGGUUGCCAUGGAAAUAGUAAUAAAUUUGCUUCGGAAGAGGAAUGCAUGAGUUCUUGCCAAAAAACCUCAAGAAGGCCCACAGGAACUAUAGAAUACAGAUAUCGUAGACGAGGGAUGAAGUGGGAUCGUAUGUCACAUGUACAUCCUGAUGGCCACGAGGAAGGACCUAAUGGUAACGAGCAUGAAGGAUAUCCACAACAAAUAGUGAGAACACUUGACGAAGAUCAUGAAGGACGCAACCUCGCGGGGCAUGAUGCAUGGUCAGAGCAUGGAAAAAGGGUACACGGUAAUGGGAAAACUAGACAGAGGACAAAUCAUGGAAGCAGCUCGUCAUCGCGACACUCUUCUAUACACAGAAUUAUUCUGGACAAGGUAGAGUCCUCAGCUAUGGAGGCUUCUAGUGGACAAACCAUCCGUCUCCUCUGUAGAGUGAGUGAUUACCCGUUCCCUAAAGUUGAGUGGACGAAAGAUGGAAAUCCUGUUUCCUCUUCCAGGCACACGUACCAAUCAGAUAGCUCACUAGUCAUCACUCACGCCCGGCCAGAAGACACUGGUGUUUAUAAGUGUACGGUUUCCAAUGGCAACAGAAUGGAGACUCACAGAGUGCAUCUCCAAGUGCGAGAGCGGGCCAUGUAUGGAGCCUCACAGAAUGUUUCUGAAGGUAACUCAGGCCGUGUUUUAAAUGAGGAUAUAAGGAAACCAGACUCUGCCGCUCAGACACUCAGAGGAAGCUCACGUGGUCAUAAAAUAUCCUCUGGGAGAAGGGCGCUUACUCCAAAUAUUGUGGUGGUGGAGGCAAAUCUUGGUCAUCGCACGAGGCUCUCUUGUCACAUGGGACUCUCUAACAGCACUCUAGUAGAGUGGCAGAAGGAUGGAAAGACCCUGUCUUCUCCAAGACACCGGAAGCAGACGGAUGGCUCUCUUGCAGUAAGCCGGGUGAGCUCAGAUGAUGCAGGUCUGUACACAUGUUUCAUUACCAAUGGAGCCGACCACAAAACCAAGCAGAUUCAGCUAAUUGUACGAGGAGAGCUGAAAAUCACUGGCCCACCCAGCAGCAUCACUGUGACUGAGGGGGAGAAAGCAGCUCUGCAGUGCAUUGUAAAGGGAGACAAUGUCAACGUCAAGUGGUCCAGGAAUGGAAUCCCUGUUCGGUCUGAUGGGGAUCACACCGUUGUAUCUCACGAUGGCAGCUUGAUCAUUCGAAACACCAGGUCUACAGAUGAAGGCUCCUACACAUGCAAUGCGUACAGCGGAACUCACUCUGUUAGCGCCAGUGCAGAUAUCAGAGUGAGCAAAAGCAAGGCACAGGCAUCAGCAGUGGUAGGCACAGAUCUAAACAACGAAUGCAUUGACCACCCAGACCUGGCCAACUGUGACCUCAUUGUCUAUGCUCAACUCUGUUCUAAUGAGUAUUACGGCAGUUUCUGCUGUGCCAGCUGCUCUAGUCACCGACCUGAAAAUAGUCCAGUACUGCGCCACAGCUGAGAGACAUUUCCUAAAAGUUUUACGCUUCAAAGAUGAUGACAAGCUGGAGAGUCCCGGACAGACUCCACGCCUUUUCACAUGAGAGUACUCUAUGUUCUACGUCGGAGAAUAAGCUGGUUUGAACGAUUCGUGGCUAUAAUGUUUGUGGAUAUUUAAAUUAGAAGCCGCAUACCCAUGCAGAAAGGGCUUGCGUACAAAGUCAAAAUCUUCAUAUUCCAAAAUAAAUUGACAUGGCCUCAUUAUCCCCCAAAUUUAUUAGUUUGCACCAAUAAUGAGAGGAGAUGCAAAUUUUCCACACUUCUAGACAUGAUGCAGACUUUAAUAUGGCAUCCGUCCCACAUGUGGAAUUGCUGCAGUCAAAAUGACUGAGGUAGGCUUACCGCAAGUUAAAAAUAACGUUCCAAAUCUGCAAACAUAAGUCACUAUCUACAUUUAACAGAUCUACAUCAAGUUUGUAAUUAUCUUUAUAUUAGUAGAAAAGAAAGGGAUGAUAAUUAUCCAUGUGCAAUAGCGUACCAUAAAUUCUUUUUAACUGUACAUUUGUAAUGUUAAGAUGCUCUUAAUAACUUCAAGGAUAUUUAAAUAAGAAUACCUGUCACUUUUUCAAACCCUCUUUCUCUUCCACCAUCCUCUAUAAUUAAAAGUAACUCCCAAUGCUUUA
This is a messenger RNA of Pelobates fuscus (common spadefoot toad), 5027 nucleotides long. RefSeq names its product papilin, proteoglycan like sulfated glycoprotein (gene PAPLN). The coding region runs from base 608 to 4366 and encodes 1252 amino acids. Gene Ontology annotation, cellular component: extracellular matrix. Gene Ontology annotation, molecular function: metalloendopeptidase activity; serine-type endopeptidase inhibitor activity. Gene Ontology annotation, biological process: proteolysis; extracellular matrix organization. The transcript has 29 exons. NCBI's taxonomy places the organism in Eukaryota, Metazoa, Chordata, Amphibia, Anura, Pelobatidae. The record is from RefSeq and is a predicted model, not a curated record.